Molecule: messenger RNA, 1320 nt
Organism: Oryzias latipes (Japanese medaka)
Lineage: Eukaryota; Metazoa; Chordata; Actinopteri; Beloniformes; Adrianichthyidae
Cellular component (GO): membrane
Source: RefSeq, a predicted model, not a curated record
AAUUGUAUACAUUCAGUGAUUUCUUUGAAACACCAGAAGACUAUCGACGCGGUUCCGUAGCCAUGGGUUCCUUGGUCGCUCUGUGUGUUCUGACUGUGGUCCUGGGAUUCGUUAAAACCGAGCUUCAAAACAAGGAGUUCGCUCUUGGCGGCACUUUAACGCUGAAGCCUGCGGCCUUGACGUCCUCGAUCACCAGCAUAACAUGGAAGCACGACGACAAUCUGUUAGCGGAGCAGCUCACCAGCGACUCUAAGCCGGACUACUUCCCACCGAAUGAGGUCAGAUUCAGCCUGAACUUUAAAACUGGAGAAUUAUCGAUAAUCAAGCUAACCGAGAAAGACGCUGGAAAAUACAACGUUGAGAUCAACAAUGUGAUCCAAAAUGUCGGAUAUCAAGUAAAAAUCAUCAAACCAGUUCCUGUCCCAACGGCUGUGGUGCAACCUUUGGCGUGCAACGAAACCACACCCAACUGUACGGUGGACUGUCAAGGAGAUGUUACCGGUGCCGGAACCGUCCGCUACUUCUGGAAAGAAGACGACGGAGACUGGAAAGAGUCAGCGAAGAAAAAGGAGAUAAAGAACGACGCGGACACUCAGACGAUUAAAGAGUUCUUUUGCAAAGUCAAGAACUCUGUGAGUGACGAAGAAAGCCCGGCCACGAAGAACCCUUUCUACAAGGAGCCGAGCUCUUCUGUGGGCAAGGUGGCCAGGAUUGUCGUCACAGCCAUCAUCAUCAUCAUCAUCAUCAUUGUAUGUCUUAAUUAAUAAAAGGUUUUAGUACUUUGAGGUUACAAAUUUGCAUAUUUUUGGCCACAAUUUAGUUAUAGGAGUUGAUAUGUAAAUACUAAUUUGUGCACACAAGAUACUUAUAUUUUUGCACAAAGUGCUCAUUUGUGCACACAAAUUAUAAAAUGCAAUAAUUUUGUGCACAAAUUAUGAAUUUUGAGUACUGUAUUUUUCUUUUUUUAAUGUCCUGGGUUCUGUAGGAUCCUGGUGUCUUCUGUUGAUAUGUUUUCAACCAUCUCCCAUGGAAUGGACUUUUGGAGAAAAAAGUUAAAAAAUGUUUAUUUUAACAAAUCAGAAACAUGUAGAUACGAUUUGUUUUUAACUUAGCUUGUCUUUUACCACCUCUGAAACCAGAAUAAGUAAAGGGUUUUCCUUCGUCUGAUUGUGCCUUUUACAUGAGACCAUCCUAAAUCCACUGUUAGAUUUAAUUUGUGGUGCAGCGGUGCAAAACAAUUGCUGUGUGUGUGUUUUAAUAAAUGAGCCCAUUACUAUUCAACAAAUGUAAACUUCUUUCUAAAUAAACAUUUCAGACAUU